UAAAACCCAUUUUGGUUGGCGAUAAAUAUACCUUGGGGACUCAACUGAAUCGCCUCCAAUCCAAAACCCUAAACCAACACCAGAGGCGGCUCCAAAAUGGUUCAGCGGCUCACUUACCGCACGCGUCACAGCUACGCCACCAAGUCCAACCAACACCGCGUCGUCAAAACCCCAGGAGGGAAGCUGGUUUAUCAAACGACAAAGAAGAGAGCUAGUGGACCUAAAUGUCCUGUUACCGGCAAGAGAAUUCAAGGAAUUCCUCAUUUGAGGCCUGCUGAGUAUAAGAGGUCUAGAUUGCCUAGAAACCGUAGGUCCGUGAACCGUGCUUAUGGUGGAGUUCUAUCUGGAAGUGCUGUUCGAGAAAGGAUCAUAAGGGCCUUCUUGGUGGAAGAGCAAAAGAUCGUGAAGAAGGUACUGAAGAUUCAGAAGACAAAGGAAAAGCAAUCAUCCAAGUGAGAGCUAGGAUUUGCUAAUGGAUUGAUACUGAAUCUUGGAAUAGUAGUUUGAGGGGAUUUAAGAUUUGGAUUUAUGUUUUUAAAUUUGUUAUGAAUCAUGUUCUACUUUUUCAUUUUGUCGACAAAUCAACUUUCACGUCAAAAUUUUGUUUUUGGAACACUCACUUUGUUUGCUCUUCUCCAAAUUUGGUAUUUCCACUGAAA
Molecule: messenger RNA, 659 nt
Organism: Gossypium arboreum
Lineage: Eukaryota; Viridiplantae; Streptophyta; Magnoliopsida; Malvales; Malvaceae
Product: 60S ribosomal protein L34-like
Exons: 4
Coding region: 97-456 (119 amino acids)
Biological process (GO): ribosome biogenesis; translation
Cellular component (GO): cytosolic large ribosomal subunit; ribosome
Molecular function (GO): structural constituent of ribosome
Source: RefSeq, a predicted model, not a curated record